This is a messenger RNA of Paramecium sonneborni, 364 nucleotides long. The record is from the annotation of a GenBank genome assembly. Lineage: Eukaryota; Ciliophora; Oligohymenophorea; Peniculida; Parameciidae.
AUUAAUUUAUAAUUAUUAGAGAAAGAUGCUUUCUAAAAGGAAAGUCUCAUAGUAAAAUCAAAACCAAGAGGAAUCGUCUAAUUCUAUAGAGAAUUUAUGUAAUAAAAUACGUAAAGUGAUUGUAAGUGAGGUAGGAGAGAAAUACAUUUAAAAUAAUUCAGAUAAAGGAAUAAAAAAAAAGAGAACUAAAUAGAAAAGUAAGCUUUAAGAAAAUUAAUAAUAUGUUGAGUAAAUGGAAAGCGAUGCAGUUGAAGUUGAAGAAUAAUUAUCAUCAAUACAAGCAAUAUCUGAAUCUCAAUCUUGGGUACUUGAAGAACUAUUUGAUGAAAUAAAUAAGUUGAAUGUACUUUAAGAUAUUGAAUGA